CUUUAGAGUGAGUUGGCACGUAUACCGGAAGCAGAUUAAUGUGAAGUAUAAUUAAUUUAGUGCUUUCUACGAACAAUUUUGUUUUUCCUUCAGAUUCUGGUAAAGUUAGACUGAUUGUUGCUGAUAUCUCAUAGAAUUGCAGGUUGCAGCAAUGAGUCUUCAGUGGACUGCCGUGGCUACAUUUCUGUAUGCAGAAGUGUUUGCAAUACUUUUGCUAUGUGUCCCAUUUAUCUCCCCAAAACGAUGGAGCAAAUUUUUCAAAUCUCGCCUGGUCACUGUCAUCACGACGUAUGGAAACACUGCCUUCAUCGUGAUCAUAUGUAUCCUUGUCUUUCUGCUCAUAGAUGCAUUUAGAGAAGUGAGAAAGUACAGUGUGACAGAAAAAGUGGAUCUGAGCAACAACCCUGUGGCCAUCGAGCACAUCCACAUGAAGCUGUUCAGAGCACAGAGGAACGAGUACAUCGCUGGCUUCGCUUUGCUCCUGUGUUUGCUGUUAAGGCGCCUGGCCACUCUACUGUCCAAGCAGGCAUCACUGAUGGCCUCUAAUGAAGCCUUUAAGAAGCAGGCAGAGGGAGCAAAUGAUGCUGCGAAGAAGUACAUGGACGAAAAUGAGAAACUGCAAGAGAAACUGCGGCAAGUGGGCGUGGAAGUGCCUGAAGAGGGCGGGAAGGCAAAGGGUGUUGUGGAGGAGAAGAGAGAUCUGAUGGAAGAGGUCAGACAAUUGAAGGAUGAUCUUGAAGCAACUAAGAAAGCUCUUCAGAAGUCAGACAGUGAUGUGAAGGCCAUGAAGAAGCAGGCAGAGAACCUCACAACAGAGUACGACCGUCUACUGGAGGAACACGGCAAAUUGCAGACCAAAUGUGAUGCUCAGCAGGAUAAGAAAUCUGACUGAAAGAAGACUACAAUUCACGCUCUCUUUCCUGCAUCCUCAUUGGCUGGCAGCAGCUCGACUGGGUUGUGCAUCACUCCUCUGGCGUCCGAGUGUAAGAACAAGGUUCCACUCCGCAUAAAUGUGUUUAAUACAUGAUUUAAAAAAACACCUGUUUUUGUUAUGCACUGUCAAAUGUGUCUUUCUAUUUUUGCUGUGAAUUACUGGUGUUCAAUGUUUAUUUCUGGAGUUUUGGUCAUAAAGACAGCAUAAAACCUGUUGGAGUUGAUUAUUGAAUGUUCACUGACACGAGUACUACAUUAAAGAUUAUCUUGACAUGUCGAUGUGUUUGUACGGUUUAUACAUUGGGCCUCAUUUAUGAAACACAAUACAUUUCUGUGUAACCCAUUCAUAAAGUUAUUUUUGUGUAAAUUUAAUGUGCAUUUAUAGGUGCACUCAGUAAGUUUUUCUUCAAUAAAAAACCCAAAGAAAGAAAC
Molecule: messenger RNA, 1365 nt
Organism: Xyrauchen texanus (razorback sucker)
Lineage: Eukaryota; Metazoa; Chordata; Actinopteri; Cypriniformes; Catostomidae
Product: B-cell receptor-associated protein 31-like
Exons: 8
Coding region: 152-892 (246 amino acids)
Biological process (GO): endoplasmic reticulum to Golgi vesicle-mediated transport; intracellular protein transport
Cellular component (GO): endoplasmic reticulum; endoplasmic reticulum membrane
Source: RefSeq, a predicted model, not a curated record